Messenger RNA from Echinops telfairi (small Madagascar hedgehog), 8351 nucleotides. RefSeq names its product GCN1 activator of EIF2AK4 (gene GCN1). NCBI's taxonomy places the organism in Eukaryota, Metazoa, Chordata, Mammalia, Afrosoricida, Tenrecidae. Gene Ontology annotation, molecular function: protein kinase regulator activity. Gene Ontology annotation, biological process: regulation of translation; cellular response to amino acid starvation. Gene Ontology annotation, cellular component: cytosol. The coding region runs from base 1 to 7785 and encodes 2594 amino acids. The record is from RefSeq and is a predicted model, not a curated record. The transcript is spliced from 57 exons.
AUGUCUGUGGUGACAAUUUUGGUGGUGACCGCCGGGCCAUCCCUGAAUUCUGCCAAGCCCCCCUCGGCCCCGUUUGUGGUCCGAGUGGUGACGUUUCCUCUGGCCUGCCUCUUACAGGUCUCGGAGACACUGAAGCGUUUCGCAGGCAAGGUGACGACAGCCAGCGUGAAGGAGCGGAGAGAGAUCCUCAGUGAGCUGGGGAAAUGCGUGGCCAGGAAAGAGCUGCCGGAGGGAGCGGUGAAGGGCCUCUGCAAGUUGUUCUGCCUGACUCUGCACCGUUACAGAGAUGCAGCCUCCCGCAGGGCCCUGCAGGCCGCCAUCCAGCAGCUGGCAGAGGCCCAGCCAGAAGCCACCGCCAAGAACCUCCUGCAGUCGCUGCAGUCUUCGGGCAUUGGCUCCAAAUCAGGUGUUCCCAGGGAGCAGCGGGUGGAGGUGCAGUGUCUGCUGCUGCUGGAGGUGCUGGGCGGCUCCCACAGGCACGCCGUGGACGGCGCCGUGAAGAAGCUCACCAAGCUGUGGAAAGAGAACGCCGGCCUGGUGGAGCAGUACGUGGUGGCCAUCCUUAGCUUGGAGCCCAGCCAGAGCUAUGCGGGCAUGCUGGGGCUGCUGGUGCGUUUCUGCACGAACCACAAGGAGAUGGACGUGGUCAGCCGACAUAAGAGUGCCCUGCUGGAGUUUUACACGAAGAACGUUCUGAUGAGCAAAGUCAAGCCUCACAAGUACCUGCUGGAUAGCUGUGCCCCUCUGCUCCGGUACCUGUCCCACUCGGAGUUUAAGGACCUGAUUCUGCCCACCAUACAGAAGUCUUUGCUGCGGAGUCCAGAGAAUGUUGUGGAAACUAUCUCUUGUCUGCUGGCCUCAGUGACCUUGGAUCUCAGCCAGUAUGCCCUGGACAUCGUGAAAGGACUGGCCAGUCAGCUGAAAUCCAACAGCCCCCGGCUGAUGGACGAGGCCGUGCUGGCGCUGCGGAACUUGGCCCGCCAGUGCAGUGACUCUUCAGCGAUGGAAACCCUGAGCAAGCACCUGUUCGCCAUCCUCGGAGGCUCAGAAGGAAAACUGACCGUUGUGACCCAGAAGAUCAGCGUCCUCUCAGGGAUCGGGAGUAUCAGCCACCACGUGGUGUCCGGGCCUUCCAGUCAAGUCCUGAAUGGGACUGUGGCCGAACUGUUCAUCCCAUUCCUCCAGCAAGAAGUUCACGAAGGCACCUUAGUCCAUGCCGUCUCCAUCCUGGCUCUCUGGUGUAACCGGUUCACCACGGAAGUACCCAAGAAGCUCAUGGAGUGGUUCAAGAAAGCUUUCAGCCUUAAAACCUCCACCUCAGCAGUGAGGCACGCCUACUUGCAGUGCAUGCUGGCCUCCUUCCGAGGUGACACGCUGUUCCAGGCCCUGGACUUCCUGCCCUUGCUCAUCCAGACUGUGGAGAAGGCAGCCUCCCAAAGCACGCAGGUGCCCAUGGUCACGGAGGGGGCUGCCGCGGCGCUGCUGCUCACCAAGCUGUCAGUGGCUGAUGCGCAGGCUGAGGCCAAGCUGAGCAGCUUUUGGCAGCUGAUUGUGGAUGAGAAAAAGCAGAUUUUCACGUCCGAGAAGUUCCUGCUGCUGGCUUCCGAGGACGCCCUGUGCACCGUGCUGCAUCUGACGGAGAGGCUGUUCCUGGACCACCCGCCGAGGCUCACAGGAAGCAGAGUUGUGCAGCAAUACCAUCGGGCUCUGGUGGCCGUACUCCUGAGCCGGACCUGGCACGUCCGCAGGCAGGCCCAGCAGACGGUUCGCAAGCUGCUCUCCUCCGUCGGGGGCUUUAAGCUGGCGUGUGGGCUCCUGGAGGAGCUGAAGACUGUCCUCAGUUCUCACAAGGUGCUGCCCUCCGAGACUCUGGUGACUGAUACUGGGGAGGGGACCGAGGUGGGCAAGGCUGCCGUGCCCCCCCGGGUCCUGCAGGAGGCACUGUGCAUCAUUUCCGGGGUGCCAGGGCUGGCGGGGGACGCUGCUAGCCUGGAGCAGCUGGCCCAGGAGAUGCUGAUUGUCUCCCACCACCCCUCCUUAGUGGCCGUGCAGUCUGGGCUCUGGCCGGCGCUUCUCACCAGGAUGAAGAUCGACCCUGAAGCCUUCAUCAGCAGGCACCUGGAUCACAUCAUCCCCCGGAUCACCACCCAGAGCCCGCUGAGCCAGUCCUCCAUGAACGCCAUGGGCUCCCUCUCCCUCCUGUCCCCGGACCGGGUCCUCCCGCAGAUCAUCAGCACCAUCACGACCUCUGUGCAGAACCCUGCUCUGUGCCAGGUCACACGGGAGGAGGUUGCCAUCAUGCAGACCCCCGCCGGGGAGCUGUAUGACAAGACCAUCAUCCAGAGCGCCCAACAGGACAGCAUCAAAAAGGCCAACAUGAAGCGGGAGAACAAGGCCUACUCCUUCAAGGAGCAGAUCAUUGAGCUGGAGCUGAAGGAGGAAAUAAAGAAGAAGAAAGGCAUCAAAGAGGAGGUGCCGCUGACCAGCAAGCAGAAGGAGAUGCUGCAGGCCCAGCUGGACAGGGAGGCCCAGAUCCGAAGGCGGCUGCAGGAGCUGGACAGUGGGCUGGAGGCAGCCCUCGGACUGCUGGACACCGUGCUGGCCAAGAACCCGGUGGGCCUGACGCAGUAUGUCCCGGUGCUGGUCGACGCCUUCCUGCCCCUGCUGAAGUCUCCCCUGGCUGCCCCCAGGAUCAAGAACCCUUUCCUGUCCUUGGCUGCUUGUGUCCUGCCCCCUCGACUCAAGGCUGUGGGCACUCUGGUGAGCCACGUGACCCUGCGUCUGUUGAAGCCGGAGUGUGCCCUGGACACGUCGUGGUGCCAGGAGGAGCUGCCGGUGGCUGUGAAGAGGGCUGUGAGCCUGCUACAUUCCCACACCAUCGCCAGGCUGGGCAAGAGCGAGCUGGAUGCCGCGCCGCUGUCUGCACCCGCGUUCUCCUUAGUCUUCCCAUUUCUGAAGAUGGUGCUGACCGAGAUGCCCUACCACAGUGAGGAGGAGGAGGAGCAGAUGGCCCAGGUCCUGCAGAUCCUCACCGUCCACUCCCAGCUGAGGGCCUCGCCCAGCACCCCACCCGGGCGAGUGGAUGAGAACGGGCCGGAGCUGCUCCCUCGUGUGGCCAUGUUGCGCCUGCUGACGUGGGUGAUCGGGACGGGAUCUCCUCGCUUACAGGUUCUGGCUUCAGACACGCUGACCACGCUGUGUGCCAGCAGCAGUGGCAAGGCAGGCUGUGCCUUCGCUGAACAGGAGGAGGUGGGCGUGCUGCUCAGUGCCUUGCAGUCCCCGUGUGCCAGCGUGCGGGACACUGCGCUCCGGGGGCUAAUGGAGCUCCACAUGGUGCUGCCCGUGCCCGACACCGACGAGAAGAACGGCCUGGACCUACUGCGGCGGCUCUGGGUGGUCAAGUUCGACAAGGAGGAGGAGAUCCAGAAGCUGGCUGGGAGGCUCUGGUCGUUGAUGGCCCUGGACUUGCAGCCUGACCUCUGCUCCUUGCUGAUUGAUGACGUGAUUUACCAUGAGGCGGCCGUGCGGCAGGCUGGGGCCGAGGCCCUGGCGCAGGCGGUGGCGCGCUACCAGUGGCGGGCGGCGGAAGUCCUGGGCAAGCUGAUGGAGCUGUACCAGGAGAAGCUCUAUCGGCCCCCCCCAGUUUUGGAUGCCUUGGGACGUGUUAUUUCAGAAUCACCUCCAGAUCAGUGGGAAGCCAGGUGUGGCCUGGCGUUGGCCCUGAACAAGCUCUCCCAGGGUCUGGACAAUUCUCAGGUGAAGCCCCUCUUCCAGUUCUUCGUCCCCGAUGCCCUCAAUGACCGCAACCCCGAUGUCCGAAAGUGCAUGUUAGACGCAGCCCUGGAGACGCUCAACACGCACGGGAAGGAGAACGUCAACUCGCUGCUGCCGGUCUUCGAGGGGUUCCUGAAGGACGCGCCCACUGAUGCCAGCUACGACGCCGUGCGGCAGAGCGUGGUGGUCCUCAUGGGCUCCCUGGCCAAGCACCUGGACAAGAACGACCCCAAAGUGAAGCCCAUUGUGGCCAAGCUCAUCGCUGCCCUCUCUACCCCAUCCCAGCAGGUCCAGGAGUCGGUGGCCAGCUGCCUGCCGCCGCUCGUCCCGGCCAUCAAGGAGGACGCCGGGGGGAUGACCCAGAGGCUGAUGCAGCAGCUGCUGGAGUCGGACAAGUAUGCCGAGCGCAGGGGCGCCGCCUACGGGCUGGCCGGCCUGGUGAAGGGCCUGGGCAUCCUCUCCCUCAAGCAGCAGGAGAUGAUGGCCACGCUGACCGAUGCCAUCCAGGACAAGAAGAACUUCCGCCGGCGAGAAGGGGCCCUGUUCGCCUUUGAGAUGCUGUGCACCAUGCUGGGGAAGCUCUUUGAGCCCUACGUGGUCCAUGUGCUGCCCCACCUGCUGCUCUGCUUUGGCGACGGGAACCAGUACGUGCGUGAGGCUGCAGAUGACUGUGCCAAGGCUGUGAUGAGCAACCUGAGUGCUCACGGGGUGAAGCUGGUGCUCCCCUCCCUGCUGGCCGCCCUGGAGGAGGAGUCCUGGAGGACUAAAGCCGGGUCCGUGGAGCUGCUUGGGGCCAUGGCCUACUGUGCGCCCAAGCAGCUGUCCUCCUGCCUGCCCAGCAUCGUGCCCAAGCUCACAGAGGUGCUGACGGACUCCCACGUCAAAGUGCAGAAGGCCGGCCAGCAGGCGCUGCGGCAGAUCGGCUCCGUCAUCAGGAACCCAGAGAUCCUGGCCAUUGCCCCGGUCCUGCUGGACGCCCUGACAGACCCAUCCAGAAAGACCCAGAAAUGCUUGCAGACCCUACUGGACACCAAGUUCGUCCACUUCAUCGACGCCCCAUCCCUGGCCCUCAUCAUGCCCAUCGUCCAGAGAGCCUUCCAGGACCGCUCUACGGACACGCGCAAGAUGGCAGCGCAGAUCAUUGGCAACAUGUACUCCUUGACAGACCAGAAGGACUUGGCUCCUUACCUGCCCAGCGUGACCCCGGGCCUGAAAACCUCCCUUUUGGACCCUGUGCCUGAGGUGCGGACAGUGUCUGCUAAGGCCCUGGGGGCCAUGGUGAAGGGCAUGGGGGAGUCCUGCUUUGAGGACUUGCUGCCGUGGCUCAUGGAGACGCUGACCUACGAGCAGAGUUCCGUGGACCGCUCUGGCGCGGCGCAAGGAUUGGCUGAGGUCAUGGCUGGCCUGGGGGUCGAGAAGUUGGAGAAGCUGAUGCCGGAAAUUGUGGCUACGGCCAGCAAAGUAGACAUUGCCCCUCACGUCCGAGAUGGCUACAUCAUGAUGUUCAACUACCUGCCCAUCACCUUUGGGGACAAAUUUACCCCCUACGUUGGACCCAUUAUCCCCUGCAUCCUCAAAGCUCUUGCUGAUGAGAAUGAGUUUGUGCGGGACACAGCGCUGCGAGCGGGGCAGCGGGUCAUCUCCAAGUACGCAGAGACAGCUAUCGCCCUACUGCUGCCCCAGCUGGAGCAGGGCCUGUUCGACGACCUCUGGAGAAUCAGGUUCAGCUCCGUCCAGCUCCUUGGGGACCUCUUGUUCCACAUCUCGGGAGUUACGGGGAAAAUGACCACUGAGACGGCUUCCGAAGAUGACAACUUUGGAACUGCCCAGUCCAACAAGGCGAUCAUCACAGCCCUGGGCGUGGAGCGGCGGAACCGCGUGUUGGCGGGUCUCUACAUGGGCCGCUCGGACACGCAGCUGGUCGUACGACAGGCGUCCCUGCACGUCUGGAAGAUCGUGGUCUCCAACACGCCCCGCACCUUGCGCGAGAUCCUGCCCACUCUCUUUGGGCUCUUGCUGGGCUUCCUGGCCAGUACCUGUGCAGACAAGAGAACGAUCGCCGCGAGGACGCUGGGAGACCUGGUCCGGAAGCUGGGGGAGAAGAUCCUCCCUGAGAUCAUCCCCAUCCUGGAGGAAGGCCUGCGCUCGCCCAAGAGCGACGAGCGGCAGGGCGUGUGCAUUGGCUUGAGCGAGAUCAUGAAGUCCACCAGCCGUGACGCUGUACUGUAUUUCUCCGAGUCCCUGGUGCCCACGGCCAGGAAGGCGCUGUGUGACCCCCUGGAGGAGGUCCGGGAGGCGGCGGCCAAGACGUUCGAGCAACUGCACUCCACCAUCGGCCACCAGGCGCUGGAGGACAUCCUCCCAUUCCUGCUGAAGCAGCUCGAGGACGAGAAGGUGUCCGAGUUUGCCUUGGAUGGGCUGAAGCAGGUUAUGGCCAUCAAGAGUCGUGUGGUGCUGCCCUACCUUGUGCCCAAGCUGACAACGCCCCCUGUCAAUACCCGGGUGCUGGCCUUCCUCACCUCCGUGGCCGGUGAGUCCCUGGCCCGCCAUCUCAGCGUGAUCCUCCCCGCGGUCAUGCUGGCCCUGAAGGAGAAGCUUGGCACUGCAGGCGAGCAGCUGGAGAUGGCCAACUGCCAGGCUGUGAUCCUGUCCGUGGAGGACGAAGCUGGGCAGCGGGUGGUCAUCGAGGACCUGCUGGAAGCCACCCGCAACCCCGAGGUGGGCGUGCGGCAGGCUGCCACUGUCAUGCUCAACAUCUACUGUUCCCGCACGCGGGCUGACUACUCCAACCACCUGCGGAGCCUGGUCUCUGGCCUGAUCCGCCUCUUCAACGACUCCGACCCCAGGGUCCUGGAGGAGAGCUGGGAUGCCCUGAGUGCCAUCACCAAGAAGCUGGAUGCCCCCAGCCAGCUGGCACUCAUUGACGAGCUGCACAGAGAAAUCCGGCUCGCGGGCAAUGAGAGCCGAGGCGAGCACGUGCCAGGCUUCUGCCUCCCUCGGAAGGUGGGGAUGGCCCUGAAGCCCUUCCUGCCCCAGCUGCAGACCACGUUCACCAAGGCCCUGCAGGACACCAAUCGGGGUGUGCGCCUGAAGGCCGCCGAGGCCCUGGGGAAGCUCAUCUCCAUCCACGUCAAGGUGGACCCGCUCUUCUCCGAGCUGCUCGGUGGGAUCCGAGUCGCGGAGGAUUCAGGCAUCAGGGACACCAUGCUGCAGGCCCUGCGGUUUGUGAUUCAGGGAGCUGGCUCCAAAGUGGACGCGGCCAUCCGGAAGAACGUCGUCUCUCUCCUGCUGAGCAUGCUGGGACACGAUGAGGACAACACUCGGAUAUCCUCGGCCGGAUGCCUCGGGGAGCUGUGUGCCUUUCUGACGGAGGAGGAGCUUAGCAGUGUUCUCCAGCAGUACCUGCUCGCGGACGUGUCUGGCAUCGACUGGAUGGUCCGGCACGGGCGGAGCCUAGCGCUCUCCGUGGCAGUGCGUGUGGCUCCCGGCAGGCUUUGUGCCGGCAAGUACGGCAGCGAUGUCCAGGAUAUGAUCCUCAGCAGUGCCGUGGCCGACAGGAUCCCCAUUGCGGUCAGCGGGGUCCGGGGCAUGGGUUUUCUGAUGAGAUAUCACAUCGAGACUGGAGGGGGCCAGCUGCCAGCUAAACUCUCCACUCUGCUCAUUAAGUGUCUGCAGAACCCGUCCAGUGACAUCAGGCUGGUGGCGGAGAAGAUGAUCUGGUGGGCAAAUAAGGACCCGCUGCCCCCCCUGGAGCCCCAGGCCAUCAAGCCCAUUCUGAAGGCGCUCCUGGACAACACCAAGGACAAAAACACCAGCGUCAGAGCCUACAGCGACCAGGCGAUUGUCAACCUCCUCAAGAUGAGGCAGGGCGAGGAGGUGUUCCAGUCUCUCUCCAAGAUCCUGGACGUGGCCAGUUUGGAGGUGCUUAGUGAGUGCCACCGCAGGUCCCUGAGGAAGCUGGCCAGCCAGGCUGACUCCACCGAGCAGGUGGACGACACCAUCCUGACCUGAUGGCCAGCCCCGCCUGCCCACCCACCCACUGAGCUCCACGCCAGCAUCGGCUCCACAUCUCCGCUCGAUGUUUUCAUUUUUGAAAAUGCGUUUGUUCUGAUGGGGAGCUUAGGAGGCGGCGUUCACAGAACGCGUUUUACUGUAUCAGCAGACCACAGCCAAAGCCUUAAACCCAACCCCGACACAACCGCAGGUCGCCACCUCCGCCCUGCACCCUUUCUGUGGCGGAGGGAAGAAAAAGCACACAGGGAUGCCCACCACCGUGCAGCCGUGGCCUGGGCACCCCGCUUCGCGUGGCCAGCCCUGAGCGAGGAGGGCCAGACCUCUGGUUCCUCAGCUCCUGUGUGUGACCUUUUGCCCAGGUCCUGAGCAAGCCCAGAACCACCGUAGGCCGUCCCGCAGGGUGGUCUCAGCUUGGCUUUUCCCGAGUGUGCAGCCUGAUAGGAUCAGCUCGUCAGAUGAGAGCAAAGCCCACGGCAGCCCUGGCCGUCCCCACUGCUGGGGAGGGCACAGGUGUGGAUACGGGCUGCUGGAGGGAGCAGAGUUUAAUAAAGGCUUUGAUUGAA